UCCCCUCCUGCCCUCUCUCUCUCUCUCUCCGGAACAUUCUCGACUCUCCCCCCCGCCAAAACGGGGAGAGUUCCAUCGUUCUAUCUAUGACCUAACCAUAAACAAAUAGAAACUCUACAGAGUUCCUGGAACUAGAGAAACAUUUCCGGACACUGACCGGUGAGAACGCGGCCAACUGGUGGAAAGUCGACGAUGGCUAUGGAGGCCGAGGCUGCACCUGCCGAAUUGGCUCUCUCUGAAACCGACAUCAAUUGGGACAGGUUGGACAAGACAAGGUUCCAUGUCAUUGGAGCUAUCCUCUUUACUGCACAAUCAGCUUUGCUACAUCCAACAGCAGUUGUAAAGACUAGAAUGCAAGUAGCUAGCCCAGGACUAGCUCAAAUGCAUGGAAUAUCUGUAUUCAGGCAUAUAUUGAAGAAUGAUGGUGUCCCUGGUAUUUUCAGAGGUUUUGGUACUUCUGCCAUUGGGUCGUUGCCAGGGAGGGUCUUGGCUUUGACUUCAUUGGAAGUUUCAAAAGAUAUGAUGCUAAAGUAUACUGAAGAUUUGGAUAUGCCUGAGGCGACACGUGUUGGUAUUGCAAAUGGAAUGGCAGGCCUAGUGUCAAAUCUAGUCUCUUGUAUAUACUAUGUUCCUUUGGAUGUGAUUUGCCAAAGGCUAAUGGUACAAGGCCUUCCAGGGACUGCAGUUUGUAAUGGACCGAUAGAUGUAGUUCAUAAAGUUAUCAGGUCAGAGGGGAUUCGUGGUAUGUAUAGAGGCUUUGCUCUAACUGCAGUAUACCAAUCCCCAGCAUCUGCACUGUGGUGGGGUGCAUAUGGUGCUGCACAGCAUGUCAUCUGGAGGAGUUUGGGGUAUAGAAACGAAAUGGAGAGAAAACCAUCUCAUUUGGAGAUGGUGGUGGUUCAGGCUACAGCGGGGACUCUGGCUGGUGCUUGUUCAUCAAUUAUUACUACUCCUAUAGACACUAUCAAGACACGGCUUCAGGUCCUGGAUGAUUAUGGCAUUGGAAGACCAUCUGUUAUCAAGACCACAAAAACGCUUCUUCAGGAAGAUGGGUGGAGAGGCUUCUACAGAGGGUUUUGGCCCCGGUUCUUAAACAUGUCUCUCUAUGGGACUUCCAUGAUUGUUACAUAUGAACUGAUAAAGAGAUUGUCUGUAAAGCAAGGUUGACAUUCAUAGGCUCAUAGCAGAUGGUUAGGUGCAAUCUUAUUCGAAGGUCAAGCUGCUUGGACUCUCAAGUUUAUUCAGUUUUGCUCAUUUUUUGUGUUGCAAGUGCAAGCUUGGGAAGAGAAAAGAGAAUUUGUUUGCAGCCCGACUUUUGUUUAAGUGUUAAAAUGUCAUUUUGAAUUAUAACCAGUGAUGAUCAUGAAACUUUUUUUUUUCUCAAGGUAGAAUACACGUCGAUAUUAGCAACAGAACAGAAGCAUCCCUGAAGGGGUUAAUAUGAUGGCUCGGUUUGCUUCCUCUUUUAUUUCACCGAGAAGGCAACAGAAGCCUCCCCAUGGGGUUAUAUAACAAAUUCAAAUGUAGUUCCUCUGAUAUUCGGUUGAAAACGUACAUUGUAUCUUUUCCAACUUGAAAGCAAGAGAAGUGAACUUUCAGUUGAGCUCUUUA
This is a messenger RNA of Nelumbo nucifera (sacred lotus), 1611 nucleotides long. RefSeq lists its product as uncharacterized. The record is from RefSeq and is a predicted model, not a curated record. Lineage: Eukaryota; Viridiplantae; Streptophyta; Magnoliopsida; Proteales; Nelumbonaceae.